Molecule: messenger RNA, 2469 nt
Organism: Cydia pomonella (codling moth)
Lineage: Eukaryota; Metazoa; Arthropoda; Insecta; Lepidoptera; Tortricidae
Exons: 2
Coding region: 477-2390 (637 amino acids)
Source: RefSeq, a predicted model, not a curated record
AGACGUCUGACGUCUCGCAGCAAUUUAAAUUUUUAAAUAGGUUAUAUCUAUUUAAUAAACAAAUCCAUGAAUCCGAGAUGCAUACAAGUCAAUAAUCCAGCCCUGUGAGUGUGGGUGGCUCAUGAGGUGGCGUCGAUCAGCUGAAAUAUGUAUUUUGAAAGAUCUCCAUCGCCACAAGUCACAACACAUCAUUGAUGUUUAUUUAAGUAUCCAAUAGUAACAAGAUUCCUGAUUGUUCUAUUGGUCGAGCGACUAGUCUCCACGGGAAACGCCAAACUACACCUGCGCGCUUGGCCAGUUUCACUCAAGCGUCUCACAACAAAUUUGUCUUCUGACAGUUGACUUUAAUUGUGAUUGUGAAUGUUUAUUUUUACUUAGUUUUAGAUAGUAAUAGUUUAUACGUUAUUUUCUUAUGUAUGUAGGUUUUUCCAUUCUUGUGUUACGCGCAAUUUUUGGCACUGUGCCCGUUGCCUACAAUGGAGUGCUGUGUGUGUAACAAAACUUUUUCAUCUACCAGAGGCCUACACAUUCAUCAAUCACGAAUUCAUCAGGUUGGCUUCGGCACACGCGGUGGCUGCGAGGCGGCGGUUCAUGCCGUACGCACCUUCGUACAAAGCGACGCAUGUGAGGUACUUUUAAAAUUAGAUGUACAGAACGCAUUUAAUUCGGUUAAUAGGGACACCCUGCUGAACGAAAUUAAAAUUACUAUUCCGGAAAUUUAUAACUUUUUACUACAGUGUUAUCACUGUCCAUCCAAAUUAAUGCACAAAAAUAAUGAGAUCCUUUCGGCUGUGGGUUGUCAGCAGGGUGAUCCUCUCGGUCCAGCCAUAUUUAGUUUGGCAAUCAAUUCAAUCAUUCACAGUCUAAAUUCAAAAUUAAACGUUUGGUACCUUGACGAUGGAACUCUAGGUGGCGAUUCGCAGACUGUCUUAGCCGAUUUAUUACAAAUUAAAAAUAAAUUUAAAGAUAUUGGACUGGAACUAAAUUUCAAUAAAUGCGAAUUAUAUAUUUCCGACAAUGUAGGUUCUUCUUCGGCAUCCCAAAUCAUUCAAAAUUUUAAUAACAUCGCGCCGACCAUCAAAAAUAUAUCUAAAGACAGUCUUCAUCUUCUCGGGGCACCCAUCUUCAAUGAAGCCAUCCCUCCCCUUCUGAGUAAAUCUAUUUCGAAAUUUAGUGACUAUUCGGACCGACUUCUCAAAAUUAGCAGUCAUUCUGCUUUGUUUAUUUUAAAAUUUUGUUUACUCAUUCCAAAAUUCACUUACCUGCUCCGCUGUUGUCCCUUUUGGAAAUAUCCCCAUCUACUCCGACCUAUUGACCUACUUUUAAAAUCCCAAAUUGAAUCAAUUUUGAACAUCCAAUUUAGCGAGCAGGCAUGGACUCAAGCCACCUUACCGAUAAGAUAUGGUGGUUUGGGUACCCGUAAAAUUUCAAGUGUUGCUCUGCCGGCAUUCUUGGCCUCAAUUCAUAGCUCCUCCGAUCUCGCAGGUAAAAUUCUCCAAGCCUCUCCGGCUAGAAACUGCGAGAUCGCGGGCCUGGUUGAGGCCUCGAAUGCCUGGCUAGCUGGACCGAGUCAAAAUGUUCCGUCUCGACCGAAGAUACAAAGGGCCUGGGAUAACAUAGCUUCAGCCUCCACUCUAAACUCACUUUUAGACACCGCGACAGGCAGGGACCGAGCGAGGCUCCUGGCAUCAUCUAGGCCAGAGUCAGGUCACUGGCUCCACGCGUAUCCUUCGCCUAACACCGGCACCUUUAUCGACCCAGAGACGCUUCGCAUAGCCGCCGGUCUCCGGCUUGGAGUUGCACUCUGUGCCGACCAUGACUGCGCGUCUUGUGGAUCACAUGUAGAUCGCCUCGGACACCAUGGGCUCGCCUGCUCUUCGGGUGCCGGCCGCUUGUCUCGCCAUGCCGCCCUUAACGACAUCCUAAGAAGGGCACUCGUCAGUGCCGGCAUUCCCGCCGCUCUGGAGCCCCAAAUAGUGCGGAACGACGGUAAACGCCCUGACGGGAUGUCGUUAAUUCCCUGGAAGAUGGGCCGCGCGUUGGUAUGGGACGUCACUUGUGCUGACACGCUAGCGGCUUCCUACAUUCCAUCGACCAGCAAGCAUGCUGGUGCGGCGGCGGACACUCGGGAGCGUCAAAAGGUAGCCAAAUAUAGCUGUCUCGGCGCUCAAUACGAAUUCGUUGCGUUUGGCGUCGAGACACUUGGUUCGUGGGGCAGAGGGGCACAGAUACUCCACAAGGCGCUGGGCAAGCGGCUGAGGGAGGCAACGGGCGACCCCCGCGCGGGCAGCUUUCUCGCGCAGAGAAUUGCAAUCGCAAUCCAGCGCGGGAACGCUGCCUGCGUGAUGGGCACCCUACCAAGGGCGCAAAAUUUUGAUAGGUAUUUUUAAUUUUUAGCUUUAGUUAUUUUAAUUGUAGUUAGAUUUAGUUUAUUAUUCAUGUUGUGAGAUUUUUGUAUUUUAAUAAGUA